This is a messenger RNA of Lactuca virosa, 3081 nucleotides long. The record is from the annotation of a GenBank genome assembly. NCBI's taxonomy places the organism in Eukaryota, Viridiplantae, Streptophyta, Magnoliopsida, Asterales, Asteraceae.
AUGGCCGAAGCUUUAGUAGUUAUUGCCGCCGAGGGGAUACUGAAAAAGGUGUUGACUAUCGCUGUCGGUGAAAUCGCCAUUGCUUGGGGUUAUGAAGAAAAGCUUACUGGCCUCCACAGAACAUUGGAGAUGGUUCGUGCCAAGUUGCUCGAUGCGGAGGGAAAAAAGGAUACACAGGCGGCUGUGAUGGUGUGGCUGAAGCAGCUAAAAGAUGUUGUGGGUGAAGCUGAUGAUGUGUUGGAUGAGAUUGAUUACCAAAUGUUGAGGCGUAAGAUAAAGAAACGAGAGCAGGGUGAAAGAAUGGUAUCAUCUCUUCCAGUCUUGAAAAAGUUUUCAAUUCAUAAUGAAAUAGGUCAUAAAAUCGAAAAUAUCAAUAAAUCGUUGCUUGAGAUCUAUACACAAGCCAACAGUUUAGGACUACAAAACGAGCACCCUGUUGAGCCUGUUCCAGAUCGCCUCUAUCGGGAGACUGUUCCACAUCGAGAAGAAUUUAAAAUUGUAGGGAGGGAUGAUGAUAAACUACGUAUCAUAGAGCUUUUAACGGUAUCAAGAACGGAAGAAAAAUUUACGGUUGUUCCCAUUGUGGGAAUGGGCGGUAUUGGGAAGACAGCUUUGGCUAAGUUGGUUUACAAUGAUAAAAAGAGCAAGGAUUAUUUUCAUGUGAGAGCAUGGUUGUGUGUGUCGGUUAAGGUUGACAUCAUCACUCUUCUUGCAAAGAUCUAUGAAUCUCUUGCUGGAAAGAAACCAGAGUCAGAAUCUAAGGUUAAUUUAAUUAAAAGUCUUGAAGAGAAGUUGAGAGGAAAAAAAUAUUUGCUCGUCUUGGAUGACGUUUGGGUUGAAGAGAGGCCAUACUGGGAAGAGUUUAGGACUUGUAUGUUAAAUGUAAACUCACAAAAUGGAAGUGGCAUUCUUGUCACUACACGGAAACUUGAAAUCGGAACUCACGAUAUGAUCAGGGAUUCGUGUCGUCUAGAAAGGCUUUCCAAUGAUGAGUGUUGGUCAAUCUUUAGAGAAAGAGCAUUUCUGGCAGAAGAAUCGCCUUCGGCGGAAUUGGAGGCGAUAGGUCGUGAGAUUUUGAAAAAGUGUAGUGGUUUACCGUUGGUACUAAAUGUAUUAGGUGGCAUGUUGGCAAAUUGCAGUGAUCCAGAGAAAUGGUUGUCCAUCAAAAACAGCAAGGUUUGGGAUUUAGAAGAAGGAAUGGGUAAAGUUCAAAAGAGUUUAGAACUGAGCUUUGAUAAUCUUCCUAAUUCUAUUAUCAAGCAAUGCUUUGUAUAUUGUUCCAUCUUUAAGAAAGAUACGAUCAUGGAAAAGGGAGAACUAGUUCGACUUUGGAUGGCUUUAGGGUUGGUUCAAGCUGAUGAGGCAAAAAACAAGGAGAUGGAGGAUGUGGGAAAUGAUAUUUUUCAAAUAUUGGUUAACAAUUCGUUGUUCCAGUUAGAUGUUAAAAAGGAUGGGUAUAGUCACAUCACUCAUUGUAGUAUGCAUGAUCUGGUGCAUGAUCUUUUGUUAUCACUUUCGACACAAGAAAUCUUAGUUCUGACGGGUGUGAAGAAUAAUGAUAUCACUCGUAUUCCUCAGGUUAAGCAUCUCGUUUUUUACCAAUUGUUUGAGGAAUCAGAAGGCAAGAUUUCUAAGCUCAUUGAAAGGGAUACAGUGGCUAGAAGAUUGCGUACAUUGUUCAUCGAGGGUGAAGUUGAGAAGAAAUUUUCAUUUCAACGAUUCAACUGCAUGCGAAUCCUAAAACUCAAAGGAUAUCAUAUACAUAAGUUACACGAUUCAAUUGGAGAGUUGGUGCAUCUCAGGCAUCUUGAUUUGUCAUAUACGGAGAUCUAUGUUCUUCCGGAAUCUAUUGGUAAAUUAUACCACUUGCAAACUCUAAAGUUGCCUUUUGGAUUCGAGCAGUUCCCAGAAUCCAUGAGAAAUUUGAUAAGCCUGCGAUAUUUCCAGGGUCACAUGGAGAUUCCCGCCAAUAUUGUAGGACACCUGACCUCUCUUCGAAAUUUGUCUUCCUUCACAGUGCUUAGUAGUAUGGGACAUGGUAUUGAAGUGCUACGUCAUCUAAAUAACCUUAGCGGAUAUCUCUGCAUUUCCGCUCUAGAAAAUGUUAGCAGGAAAGAGGAUGCUGUCAAGGCAGAUUUAGCUAGCAAGAAAAAGUUAUCCAAUAUUGGAUUCGAAUGGAGUGGGCACAAUAAAGGUGCCAACAGAAACAACAAGGAUGUAUUGGAAGGCUUGCAACCCCCUGGAGAUCUGAAAACAUUGACAAUUAAAAGAUUUUCUGGUGAUAAUUUUCCGGAAUGGGUAAUGAAGAUGGCAAUCAAUAUCGAAGGGAAAUGGACACCCCUUAACAACCUCAUGUCAAUCACAUUAUCUGACUGUCGUAGCUGCCUCUCUCUUCCGACACUUGAGCACCUACCACAUCUGCGGGAUCUUGUGUUGGAGCAUAUGGACAGCUUGACAUGCUUAAGGAGUUCUGAUGUUACUGGAUCAACGAAGCCUUUGUCUCUAUCGUUGAGAUCUCUAAAAGUAUGGAAUAUGAAAAGACUGGAAUGGUGGAUAGCUGGAGCACCCAACAGCUCAAAAAUGAUAUCGCAUGUCCUUGAGAAGUUGGUGAUUGGUUAUUGCCCAAAGAUUAUUCUCUUAGAUGAAUUCCAUCCCCACUCUCUUGUUUCCUUAGAGAUAUCGAACUGCAAUGGUCUAGUGUUCAUUAAGAGCAUACAAGGCCUAACAUCUCUUGAAUCUUUAUCUAUCAAUCGUUGCCAUAGUCUUUUAGGAAUAGCCAAUUUUUCUGGUGAUAAUUACCUGCCAUCUGCAAUUGAUAUUGAAAGGAAAUGGACUCCCCUUGACAAGCUGGUGGAGAUCAAAUUAUCUUUCUGUAGGAGCUGCCGCUUUCUUCCAAUGCUUGAGCUGCUACCACAUCUUCGGGAUCUUGUGUUGGAGCAUAUGGACAACUUGACAUGCUUAAGGAGUUCUGAUGUUACUGGAUCAACGAAGCCUUUGUCUCUAUCGUUGAGAUCUCUAAAACUAUGGAAUAUGGAAAGACUGGAAAAGUGGGUAGAUGGAGCACCCAACAACUCAAAAUGA